Vidua chalybeata is the source of this 878-nucleotide messenger RNA. RefSeq lists its product as uncharacterized. NCBI's taxonomy places the organism in Eukaryota, Metazoa, Chordata, Aves, Passeriformes, Viduidae. The coding region runs from base 203 to 859 and encodes 218 amino acids. The record is from RefSeq and is a predicted model, not a curated record. The transcript is spliced from 2 exons.
UGCAUCAACACACCUUGCAGAGUCGAGGAGACGAUCGCUGAGAAGGAGCUUGCCCAAGGCUACUACUGAGCGAGUUUUGGUGCCUCUGAGGCAGUUCAUACGCAUCUCUCUUCACUCAAGGAAGGAUUGGUACGCUUUGUCAGGAGGAGAAAGGCCGACAGUGUUGCGGCCCAGACCCUCCAGGCAUUCCUCCAUACCCACAAUGGUGAAGCAGAACGCUGCUGAGAAGCGUCCUCCUGGGAAGGAGCAAGAGGCAGAUGCAAAGAGCAGCAGCCGCCUCUCCGGACAGCCCAGGCCGGACAAGAUUCGUCGCCGUUCAUGGAGACAGCGAGUGCAAGACUCAGGCAUCAAGACAGGAAAACCCAUACGGCUCAACCGCGUGCCACUGCUGCGUGCUGAGACCAGCAGCCUCAGAACCACCACUCAGGAGGUGUCAGGGCUGUCCCAGGGCGUGGUGCCGGUCAGCAGCAGCAGCAAGAGCUGCAGCUCGCCCUGCCGAAAGCAGGCCUUGAAGCGAGGCCACCCACAGGGAGCCAGAGAGCCACAGGCACCCGAGAGCCCGCUGGCAAAGCGCCGCAGGAUGGACGAUGUGCCAGCCCAGAGCGCCAAGACCAGCAGCUUCAGCACCAGCAGCCAGGUGGCAUCGAGGCUGUCCCAGGACUCUCAGUCAUCCAGGAGACAAACAGCCCCAUACAGACCACCCUGGCUCUUCCUCCACCCCCAGCCUGGGCCAAUUCGUAUGAGGCACAUCUGGCAGCAACAACGGCGAGAGAAAAAGCCCUACAGUCGUCCUCAAAACCAGAGCAGGACCAGAGGAGCAUCAGUCCCUGGUCCUCGCCCCCCUCACCCCUCAAAAUAAAAUUUUCUGUUUGUUUGAA